Messenger RNA from Suncus etruscus (white-toothed pygmy shrew), 951 nucleotides. RefSeq names its product putative olfactory receptor 10D4. The record is from RefSeq and is a predicted model, not a curated record. NCBI's taxonomy places the organism in Eukaryota, Metazoa, Chordata, Mammalia, Eulipotyphla, Soricidae. Gene Ontology annotation, biological process: G protein-coupled receptor signaling pathway. The transcript has a single exon. Gene Ontology annotation, molecular function: olfactory receptor activity; G protein-coupled receptor activity. Gene Ontology annotation, cellular component: membrane.
AUGGAAAUGAGGAACCGCACGGUGAUAACUGAGUUCAUCCUGCUGGGAAUUCCUGAGACGAGGGGUCUUGAGAAUGUCCUCCUGGUCCUAUUCUCCUCCCUGUACAUAUGGACCCUCUUGGGAAAUGCGUUCCUCCUCAUGGCCAUUCUGUCCUCCUCCCGGCUUCACACACCCAUGUACUUCUUCCUGGGGAACCUCUCCAUAUUUGACCUGGGCUUCUCCUCCACGACAGCCCCCAAGAUGCUGUUCUACCUUUCUGGGCAUGGCCAGAUUAUUUCCUUUGAGGGCUGCGUCGCUCAGCUCUUCUUCUACCAUUUUCUGGGCUGCACCGAGUGCUUCCUGUACACCGUGAUGGCCUACGACCGCUAUGUGGCCAUCUGUCACCCCUUGCGCUACACAGUCAUCAUGAACCACAGAGUCUGCUCCGUCCUGGCCACAGGGAACUGGUUGGGGGGCUGUGUCCAUGCCACUAUCCUAACCUCCCUCACCUUCCAACUCUCCUACUGUGGCUCCAACGAGGUGGCCUACUACUUUUGCGACAUCCCUGCCAUCUUGGCCCUCGCCUGCGAAGACACCUCGCUGGCCCAGAGGGUAAGCUUCACUAAUGUGGGUCUUCUGUCUCUCAUCUGCUUCUCCCUCAUCCUUUUUUCCUACACUCGCAUUGGCAUUUCCAUCUCCAAAAUUCGCUCUGCAGAAGGUCGGCAGCGUGCCUUCUCCACCUGCAGCGCCCACAUCAUGGCCAUUUUCUGCGCUUUUGGCCCAGUGAUCAUCAUCUAUCUGCAUCCCCAUCCCAGUGCUCUGAUGGGGGCUGUUGUGCAGAUAUUGAACAAUAUGGUCACCCCCAUGUUGAAUCCAUUGAUUUACAGCCUGAGAAACAAAGAUGUAAAAGCGGCCUUACGAAAUCUUGUUUCUAAGAAAGACUUUGCCCUGUAGAAUAAAUACGAAAACUGA